Papaver somniferum (opium poppy) is the source of this 990-nucleotide messenger RNA. Its product is annotated as B3 domain-containing protein At5g24050-like. Bases 1 to 990 code for a protein of 329 amino acids. Gene Ontology annotation, molecular function: DNA binding. The transcript has 2 exons. NCBI's taxonomy places the organism in Eukaryota, Viridiplantae, Streptophyta, Magnoliopsida, Ranunculales, Papaveraceae. The record is from RefSeq and is a predicted model, not a curated record.
AUGGAAGAUAAAGGCAAGGGGAAGAAGGUUGAAGUGAGUCCCAUGAGCAGUAAAUUGAGGUGGGAUACAAUACUUGGGUUCAUAACGAGUUCAGAUGAUGAUGAUGCUUUCUUGAAGAAAUUAACAGAGGAAAAGGAAGAAAGAAAAAGAAAAAAUAAAGAUGAAGAUUACCAAGAUAAACAGAUUCUUGAAUUUAAAAAGAUGGGUUUAAGUUCUCUUGAAGGUGUGCAGUGUUUUGUUCAAAGGGAGAUGCAAAUUGUUGAAAGGGAGAUGAAAAUGGAAACACCAGAUUUAAAUAAACCACCACCAGCAGGAUCAUUACUGAAUGAGGUUGAAGGUAGCUGCAGCAGCAGAACGGUUGAGGAUGAAGAAUUCAUUCCCUGGAAGACCCAUAUUCCAAAAAAGAAAAGAACAAUGCCCAGAGAGGAUGAGGAGGUUUCUAGUUACAUUCAGAAGAAGACCAAUAAUACCUCCUUUCAAUGUCUUCAAGGGAGUUCUUCUACAUCAAUGAAGCAUCAAAAAGUUGAAGAACACCGCGGCGGAGGGGUUCAGACUGCACAGUUGAUUCCUGAUCACAUAAAAGAAGCAAUCGAUGAAGUUCUAUACCAAAGUGACAUUAGAACAAACCAGAAUAGGCUAUCUCUGCCAACUGAUUGUCAUGCCUUGUUAGAUAGCAUCAUGACAGAAGAUGAAAAGAUGAUAUAUGAUGUAUCAUAUAAUAAGAAGGGACUGAAAAAUAGAUUGAUUGAUCCAAUUCCAAGAGUGUGGGAUAUUGAUUUCAAGUACUGGCCUAGUCUUGGAAACAGGGUUUUUACAGGUAACUGGAAUAAAUUGGUUGCCGAAUUGGCAUUAGUUCCUGGAUGUAAGGUGCAAAUCUGGUGUUUCCGUAUACCUGCUGGUCCAGAAAUGAAACUUUGCUUUGCCAUAAACAUUGUGAGACCCCAGCAGAAGCAGCAUCGGAACCAGAACCAGAGAGUUGAAGUACUGUAA